This is a messenger RNA of Alternaria arborescens, 3180 nucleotides long. RefSeq lists its product as hypothetical. The transcript has a single exon. NCBI's taxonomy places the organism in Eukaryota, Fungi, Ascomycota, Dothideomycetes, Pleosporales, Pleosporaceae. Gene Ontology annotation, molecular function: chitin binding; chitinase activity. Gene Ontology annotation, biological process: chitin catabolic process; carbohydrate metabolic process. Bases 1 to 3180 code for a protein of 1059 amino acids. Gene Ontology annotation, cellular component: extracellular region. The record is from RefSeq and is a predicted model, not a curated record.
AUGUGCGGUAUCGAUUCAGCUGAUGGCAAAACCCCUUGCGCUCUCAAGCUCUGCUGCAGCUACUACGGUUGGUGCGGGACCGAAGAUGUGCACUGCUACGAUCCCGAGCCGCAAUUCGGCAAAACGCCAUGCCAGCAAGGUUUUGGGUCGUGCCAGAAGUAUCCAUCUCCAUCAUGCAGUGGGAAUUCUGCGUCUACAGGCCGCAGAGUUGGAUAUUAUGCAGGCUGGAAUACCCGGGAGAGACUUUGCGACAAAGUCAGUCCAUCGCAGAUCAACACCAAGGGACUGACGCAUCUGUUUUACUCAUUCGUCUUUUUCGACCCAAGUAGUUCCAACAUCGUCCCGAUGAACGCGGCGGAUGUGGACUUGUACAGAGAGUUUACAAAGCUCGCGACAAACGGCCUGCAAACUUGGGUGGCGAUAGGAGGCUGGAGCUUUUCCGAUAAGGGGCCGUAUCGCACUGCUUGGAGCGAUAUGUGUGGUUCAGCUGCGAACCGCGCUGCGUUCAUCAAGUCGACAAUUGCCUUCAUGGAGCAAUAUGGCUUUCAGGGCGCGGAUCUCGACUGGGAAUAUCCCGCGGAAGUGAAGAGAGGUGGUCGACCAGGCGAUGCCGACAACCUGGUGCUUUUGGUAAAAGAGAUGCAAGCUGCGUUUGCUGGACGCUUUGGCCUGUCAUUGACACUAGCGCCCGACUACUGGUAUUUACGUGGCUUCAAACCGAAAGCUAUGGAGCCGUAUGUUGACUUCUUCGGCUUUAUGGCUUACGAUCUUCAUGGCCCAUGGGACACCGAUGUAAAGGCACUUGGUUCCAUUGUCCGCCCCCAGACCGACAUCACCGAAAUCUACCAAAACUUCAAGCCUCUCUGGUUCGACGGCGUCGAUCCAAAGAAAGUCAACAUGGGUCUCGCAUAUUACGGGCGCAGCUACAAACUCGCAGAUGCCUCCUGCAGCAAGAUGGGAUGUGCUUUCAAAGGCCCAGGCGCUGCCGGAGAAUGCACUGCCUUUGAAGGUGUCCUGUCGAAUCGCGAGAUUCAGUCAAUGAUCAAGAAGGAGGGGAUUACGCCAUACUUCAAUCAGACUGCUAUGGUCAAGUAUUUUACCUAUGCGGGUGAUAGUUGGGUCGGCUACGACGACGACGAAACGCUUGCGCUCAAAGAAUCAUUCGCGAAUUCCUUGUGCCUCGGUGGGCUCAUGAUUUGGUCCAUUGAUUACGACGCACAGGCAGGCGCCCAGCUUCCAAGCGACACUGGGAACGACAAGGACCUUGUCUGGGUCUCGCCUGAGAUCUGGAAGCAGCCGAAUCCGCAAGUCUACUGUCAAUUCCCAUGUACGGUCGUGCUUCCACCAUUCCAGGGUGUUACCACGACGACGGCAUAUCCACUGGUAACUGUCACGAGCUCAGGAUACACGACGACUAUAACGAGGCCACCGAUGACUAUUUCCGUUUGGUGGAUUUCAACGAUUGUCGUUGGGCAGUCGUCUGGCGACGAGACUAUUACACCCGGCGUUACACUGCUGACAACCAAGACCUGGCCUGCGUUUGAGACGACUGACUCUGCGGGACGUGUCUUCCACACAAGGGCCACGGAGACACCCAGUCCACCACCGCCAUUCAUAUCUUCUGCAAUUCCUCGCAUCACUUUCAUCUCUGGUCUUCCGGUACGGCCAACAACAACGCCUUACCCUACACCGUGCGCAACGCUUCCAGGACUUUGUACACCCGGCGAAGAAGAACAAGAAGAUCCUGAUGAUGAAAAUGAUGAUGACAACGCCCCGGGUGGCCACAAAGGAGACGGAGGCUGUACAGGCGAUGACUGCGAUUCUGGCGGCUGCGGCAGCUCCUGCGGCGGUUGCAAAUUGGGGCUACUCUGCAACAUCUGCAUUGGCUUCAAUUGCGUGCCGAACGUGGGAUGCCACGGGCUCAACUGCUUGUCAUGCAAAGGCCCCCUGUGCAAUCUUUGCACAGGCGCAAACUGCUCUGGCUGCAAAGGGCCAGAAUGUACUACUUGCAAGGGCGAGGACUGCGUCUCUUGCAAGAGGGGUAAGUGCGGUAGCACUACUUGCACGGAUCUUCAGUGUCAACCAGGCACACAUCCAGACGGUCCGGAUGAAGAAGAAGAUGACGAUGAAGACGGAAAAUGCCAGUGGAACGGCGGCGGAGAUUCAGAUGACGGCGGCGGUGAUGGAGGCAGUGGCGGCUCUGGCGGCUCUGGCGGAACGGUUCCAGGAAGCGGCAACACCCAGGUUCCAGCAAGUAGCACCCCAAAGGUCUCCGGCAUAAUGCCCUCGGAAACCAACGGCGGAGGCGGCGGCGGAAGCACCACCACCAAGCCAUCCGCAACCCCCAUCCAAACCCCUGACUUCUCCAACCCGAGCACCAAUACGAAUGCGUGCUACGACAACGGCCAAAUGGCCACGCGCGAGCACAUUCUCCAAGCCGCGGACAUAUUCUGCAAGACAUACGACGGCGUCGUCUUCGCAAACUCCUUCCAAGCCGCCGUGGUCGGUUUUGGCUGGCAAGAAGUGCACAAGUCCGGGCUCAACAUUCUAAUCCGGCUCGAAGCAAAGUACAACUGCCGCUGGCAAAUGAACGCGGACGAAUGCGUCAAAAAGUUCACCGCGCUCGUAGACGGGUGCGACCAAGAAGGUAUCAUCGACAAGCAAGGCGGCGUCCGACAGAACAACUGUCUCCUCUGGCAAAUCGACCCAGAGCAAAACAACGACGUCGAGCCACCUCCAGCCCCAGAACCUGAGCCUGAACCCGAGCCACCAAGACCUAGCGUGCCUGAAACCAAAGAGGAUCGCAAACCAAGGUUCGAUCUCUAUGCAUCUUCAACAACUAGACCGAAUGGGAUUUCCUCGUGGAACGCACGGUACGGUCAACAGGGCGUUGCCUACUACGAAGACUACAGCACAUGCAGUGUAGCUUUUGGGUGGGAGAACGGGAACGUUAUUAGAGACGCUUCUAUGCCGAACUCGAUCAAGGGUAUUACAAAAGUCUUCAGUGACACGUGCGACUACGUUUCUUCUAUUGACCACAAGGAUGCCAAGAAUGGUGAUCGGGUCGGGGAGUUGAAGUGUAGCAAGUACGCUUCUGCGACUUGUCGAAGAGCAGACAAGGUAACUACGUGCGGCCUGACGAACUAUCUCCUUCGUGUUACAUGUGCUUGGGAUUAUUAG